This is a messenger RNA of Fusarium vanettenii 77-13-4, 1584 nucleotides long. RefSeq lists its product as uncharacterized. The record is from RefSeq and is a predicted model, not a curated record. The transcript has 2 exons. Gene Ontology annotation, molecular function: L-glutamate gamma-semialdehyde dehydrogenase (NAD+) activity. The annotation marks the transcript as partial. Gene Ontology annotation, cellular component: mitochondrial matrix. NCBI's taxonomy places the organism in Eukaryota, Fungi, Ascomycota, Sordariomycetes, Hypocreales, Nectriaceae.
UACGACAAAGGCUCCCCCGAGCGAGCUGAGCUCACCAAAGCUCUCAAGAAGCUCCACCAGUCUUCCCCAGUCAAGAUUCCCUUCAAGAUCGGAGGUCAAGUCGCCAACAACAACACCACCUCCAAGCAGCCCAACCCGUCGCAACACUCCGAGAUUGUCGCCGAGUAUGCAUCGGCCACCCCGGAAAACGUCCAAGCCAGCAUCGACGCCGCCCUAAAGGCCAAGGCCGACUGGGAGGCUACACCCUUCGAAGACCGCGCUGCCAUAUUUCUUCGAGCCUGCGACUUGAUCACUGGCAAAUACCGGGCCGAAAUUGUCGCGGCCACUAUGCUAGGCCAAGGCAAGAAUAUUCGAGAAGCCGAGAUCGAUGCGGCUGUCGAGUCUGUCGACUUCUUUAGGCAGUAUAUCAAAGAGUGCACCGAAAUGUUUGCCCAGCAGCCCAAGCUACACGAAAAGAGCUCAUGGAACCGCAUGGAAUACCGACCUCUGGAGGGCUUCGUCUAUGCCGUGUCUCCCUUCAACUUCACUGCCCUCGGUGCUACCCUCGUCGGGCCCGCUGCUCUCCUCGGUAACGUCGUGGUCUGGAAGCCGUCUGACUCGGCGCUUCACGCGAACCACCUCUUUUACAAGAUCCUCCUCGAGGCAGGCCUCCCACCCAACGUUGUUCAAUUCGUCCCCGGCGAUGCCGAGACCGUUACCGAUGCGGUAAUGUCACGCCCAGAGUUUGGCGCUCUCACAUUCAUCGGAUCUACUGCCGUCUUCAAGAACCUAAUUGGCAAGAUUGGCCAAGGUACAGCUGAGGGCCGCUUCAACUCGUACCCUCGCAUCAUCGGCGAGAGCGGCGGCAAGAACUUUCACCUUAUUCACGGCUCUGCAAAUGUCAAAAGUGCCGCCCUGGACACCCUGCGCAGUGCCUUUGAAUACCAAGGCCAAAAGUGCUCUGCCGUCUCGCGAGUCUACGUCGCCGAGUCGGUGUGGCCCGAGUUCAAGAAGGUGAUCCAAGAAGAAACCAAGAACAUCAAAGUCGGACCUCCAGACGACUACGCCAGCUUUGUCAAUGCCGUUAUUCAUGAGCGCGCCUUUGACCGUCUAGACGAUGUCAUUCAAAAGGCCAAGAACGAUCCCGAGUUGGAGCUUAUCGCUGGCGGCGAGACGUCCAAGUCAAAGGGAUAUUUCAUCCACCCAACCAUCUUCAGGACGACCAACCCCAACCACGACAUCAUGAAGCGCGAGCUAUUCGGCCCUCUCUUUGCGGUCCACGUCUACCCCGACUCUGAGUACUCGUCCAUCCUCAAGACCAUCGAUAAGUCCAAGUAUGCCCUGACCGGCUCCGUCUUUGCCAAGGACAUCAAGGCCGCACGGGAGGCGCAGAACGUUCUCAAGCAUACUGCGGGCAACUUUUACAUCAACACAAAGUCUACCGGCUCCAUUGUCGGCCAGCAGCCCUUUGGUGGCAGCAGAGAUUCAGGGUCUAAUGACAAGACGGGUACCAUUGGCUUGAUUUCGCGGUACUGCAGCAUACGUACCAUCAAGGAAGAGUUUGGCUCCACCGAGGAGCUCCAGUAUCCUUCCAACGAGGUCUAG